This is a messenger RNA of Hibiscus syriacus, 1868 nucleotides long. RefSeq names its product RNA polymerase sigma factor sigA-like. Lineage: Eukaryota; Viridiplantae; Streptophyta; Magnoliopsida; Malvales; Malvaceae. The coding region runs from base 314 to 1840 and encodes 508 amino acids. Gene Ontology annotation, biological process: DNA-templated transcription initiation; regulation of DNA-templated transcription. Gene Ontology annotation, molecular function: DNA-binding transcription factor activity. The record is from RefSeq and is a predicted model, not a curated record. The transcript has 10 exons.
UGUAAAAGAAACUGUGGAAGGCCAGUUCCCACUCUUACGGCCUCUUCCUUUGCUAACUGUUCUACUCUGCACUUUGGAACAAAACCCCUUUUUUCAUAUUUCUUCUCUUGGUAAUUUCAAUUCCUUCUUGUUUUAGCUGGCUGCUGGUUUUAAGCAGUGUCAUGAAGGAGAAUUAGGGUACAAAAAAGAGAGAUUUUUUUAGCCUAGUCACAUACCGGAUAUACGAAGGCUCAAUUAUUAUACGGAAUUGUUUUAGUUUGAAAAGCUUGAUAAAUUGUGUGAUGGUAAUUGCAGCAAAGUGAGAAGAAUCUUUAUGAUGGCCAUUGCUGCUGUGAUUGGGCUUAGCACUGGAAAGAGAUUCUUGAGUUCUUCCUUUUCUUAUUCGGAUAUCAUAGAGAAGCUCGAUUAUGCCAGUGAUCAUGGAUCUUCAUAUUAUCAGUUUUCUUGCACAAAAAGUUUGGUAGUUGCAAAAAAAUCAUCUAAUUGUAGCCAAAGUCUUCCGUCAUCCAACCAGCGCACUCCGUCAAUUAAAGCUCUUAAAGAGCAUGUGGAUGCUGCCUCUAGUAUUUCAACUGUAGAGCCUUGGUUUGAUGGAUCCAAUGACUCAGAAGAAGAAUGCUAUGAUCUUGACUACUCUGUGGAGGCUCUUCUUUUGCUUCAGAAGUCUAUGCUGGAAAAGCAAUGGACCCUUUCUUUUGAGAGGACGGAGUUCACUGAAUCACCAAGUAGGAAAACCCACAAGAAGGUACCGGUUACUUGUUCUGGGGUGUCUGCUCGGCAACGAAGAUUCAAUACUAAGAGAAUGGCUCUGAGCAAAAAUAAAUCAGUGAUACAACCUAAUGCUAAGCAGCUAAGAUCAUUGAUUGGUCCAGAGCUGCUUCAAAGUCGAUUGAAGGGUUACGUGAAGGGUGUAGUGAGUGAAGAUUUGCUUAGCCAUGCAGAAGUUGUGCGCUUGUCGAAAAAAAUCAAAGCUGGGCUUUCCUUUGAGGAUCACAGGUUAAGACUAAAGGAGAGACUGGGGUGUGAGCCAUCUGAUGAACAGCUUGCUACAACUUUGAAAAUUUCUCGUGCUGAGUUACAGUCAAAGUUAAUUGAAUGUUCUUUGGCAAGAGAAAAAUUGGCUAUGAGCAAUGUUCGAUUGGUUAUGUCGAUAGCACAAAGAUAUGAUAACAUGGGUGCUGAAAUGUCUGAUCUUGUACAGGGUGGUUUGAUCGGACUGUUGCAUGGCAUUGAAAAAUUUGAUUCUUCGAAAGGAUACAAAAUCUCAACUUAUGUAUAUUGGUGGAUUCGUCAGGGUGUUUCAAGGGCAUUAGUUGAGAACUCAAAAACAUUAAGAUUGCCCACAUAUUUGCAUGAAAGGUUAGGAUUAAUCCGAAAUGCUAAACGUAGACUGGAAGAGAAAGGAAUAACACCAACUAUUGAUAGGAUUGCUGAGAGUCUGAACAUGUCGCAGAAGAAAGUUAGGAAUGCUACAGAGGCAGUCAGUAAGGUCUUCUCCCUUGACAGGGAUGCGUUUCCGUCUUUGAAUGGUCUUCCCGGAGAGACUCAUCAUAGUUACAUUGCAGAUAACCAUGUAGAAAACAAUCCGUGGCACGGUGUGGAUGAUUGGGCACUCAAGGAUGAAGUAAACAGACUCAUCGAUAUAACACUCGGAGAACGCGAAAGGGAGAUUAUUUGCCUUUACCAUGGUCUCGAUAAUGAAAGUCUUACAUGGGGGGACAUCAGUAAACGCAUAGGUUUGUCCAGGGAAAGAGUUCGGCAAGUCGGACUCGUGGCGCUCGAGAAACUAAAGCACGCAGCGAGGAAGAAGAAGAUGGAAGCUAUGCUAGUGAAACAUUGAUUUUGUAUGUUUGAACAUACACAUGGUA